AUGGCGAAUAAUAGUGGUCAAAGUAAUUAUGCUUGCAGUCAUUCUGAUGAACAACAUGUACUUCUUGUUCAAUAUAUUUUGGGUGGAUGGAUAUCGUGUAUUAUUGUACUUAUUGGCAUAUUUAGUAAUGGUCUUUCUAUAUUGAUAUUAGGCAAUCAUCGUAUGCGUUAUCUUUCAACUAACAUAUAUCUUCUUGCCCUUUCGAUUGUCAAUCUUGUUUGGCUAAUUCUUUACUUAACAGUGAAUUCCAUGCGAUUUGCAAUGGUUAUCCCUAAAUUUCAAGCAAGUUCACAUGAAAAUGAUUUUCAUGAAUAUGAUGAUUUUAUACUAAAAUUUUCUCCGUAUGUAAUUCCAUUGAUGAAUACAUUACAAUUAUGUUCAAUUUAUUAUACUGUUGCUGUAUCAUUUGAUCGUUUUCUUUAUUUAUCAUAUGGUUUACAAGCUGAGACAAUUUGUAAUGUACGAAAUUCUCUUCGUGUUAUCACUGUAAUAACAAUAUUUUCAAUUUUAUUUAUUUUACCCCAUUGGUUUAAAUAUAAAGUCCAACUCAAUGAACAUAAUCGUGUUCAAUUAAAAUUAACAUCAGUGGGUGAAAAUGAAUUAUUUCGUCGAAUAAUUCAUAUAUGGCUUUACAUUCCUGUUGUAUACGCAAUUCCAUUUCUUUUACUUAUAUUUAUAAAUUUCUUUACAGUAAAAUUAUUACAUAAAUUUUAUUUGAAUCGUCGACAACAUUUACAUUUAACAUCACCAUUAUCAACACAUAAUCAUGAACAACAUGAACGUGGUAUAACAUUAAUGUUAAUUGGUGUUGUUUUAUUAUUUUUUAUUUGUCGUUUUCCAGUAUUAAUUAAUCAUAUAUUUGAAACAAAAUUAUCAAUGACAUCAUAUGAUAAUAAUCGCGCAAAAAUAGCAAACUCUACUGAGCAAUUUUUUUCAAGAAGUUGUCGUUCUCGACAUUUAUUUAAUACUACAGUUAAUUUUUUGCAAACAAUCAAUGCAUCUGCAAAUCUCUUUUUUUACUAUUUAUUUGGAGAAAAAUUUCGUGAAACAAGUUUUCAGUUAGCCAGAUUAACUCGUAAACGUUGUAUACGACGACGAAAUCUUAUGAUAGAAAAUAUAACUAAUUUUAUUCAAAGACCAAGAACAAGUUCAAAUGCAAUACCAAAAAAUUCCAUUAUUGAUCAACAACAAUUAUCAAAUUUAUUGAACUCAGAACAAGUUGACUUAGUCAAUAAACCAUUUCAAUCUAAUUAA
Molecule: messenger RNA, 1254 nt
Organism: Adineta steineri
Lineage: Eukaryota; Metazoa; Rotifera; Eurotatoria; Adinetida; Adinetidae
Source: the annotation of a GenBank genome assembly